Eptesicus fuscus (big brown bat) is the source of this 3208-nucleotide messenger RNA. It is a transcript of the gene ZNF446, whose product is annotated as zinc finger protein 446. Lineage: Eukaryota; Metazoa; Chordata; Mammalia; Chiroptera; Vespertilionidae. The record is from RefSeq and is a predicted model, not a curated record. Bases 941 to 2146 code for a protein of 401 amino acids. Gene Ontology annotation, biological process: regulation of DNA-templated transcription. The transcript is spliced from 7 exons.
GUCCUAACCGGACCCCGCUUCCUUGUGGGACCACCCGGAGACCAGUCUCUGCCAAACUAGGUCACGACCCGGGCCUCCGCGCAGGGCGGAAUGACGCUCCCGCUGUUGCCUUAGAAACUGCUGCGGGCGCGCGGGCGCUGGAACGCCGUUACCAAGGCGACGACUCGGCGUCCAGAAACAAGCCUCUAGCAGCGCGCUGGGGGUGGGGCCUGCGCAUAGGACCAGCUCUAAUUGGUCGAAAGGGCAGGUCUCUCACCUCGCUUACCAAUAGGACCCCGGUCCGUCUUGCACAUGCGCAGGAUUUUAACAACCCAUCCCGGCAGUUGGUGAGUCCUAAGACCCGGAUGCAAAAAAGAACAGCCGCCAGCGAGGGGAGUUCGCAAACUGAGCUGCUCUGCAGAUUCCUCUCUCCGAGGACGGGAGCAGUUCUCAGGCGUGAGAGGCCUCUGACAAUGAGCCUUCGCCGGCGGACACCGCGCCCGUCUUGCUUACUGAGGCUCAUGGGAAACGUAGUCCGAAGGGAGAGCGGUGCCGUCGGAGCAGGGCCCUGAUUGGCCACCGCGACGUCACCAGGGCAACGAACGGAGGGGCGUGGCGUCCAGCUAAAGAUGGGCGGGGCGUCGCGGUGCCGCUGACCGGAAGCGGCCUCCGGCGCCGGCGCGGUGGCGGAGGUGAGCGCGGUCGGGCUGGGCUGGGCGCCGUUUCUCCACCUCCCGGGACCCAGCCCCUCCUCCCUGCGCUCGGGGGCGCCGCCGACCUCCCGACGUGCCCUGCGCGCCCCACUUCCGAGCCGCUCCUUCUCGGGGCAUCGUGCCGCCUCCUCCGGGAAGACCUCAUCCCUCUUUCCAUUUCCGGAAGACGAACCCCGGAGACUGGUCUCCCGGGUCGGACAGCCCCCCAGGUCCCUCUCGGUGGCUCCAAGAAGGCUCCCGGCACCAUCAUGCCAUCCUCCCUGGGCCCCCCGCGCCUGCCCUCCGUGAGCCCCGCAGCCGCCCUGGAGGACCCUGAGGCGGCGCGCCUGCGCUUCCGGGGGUUCUGCUACCAGGAGGCAGCUGGUCCCCCAGAGGCCCUGGCCCAGCUCCGCGAGCUCUGCCGCCAGUGGCUGCGGCCGGAGGCGCACUCCAAGGAGCAGAUGCUGGAGCUGCUGGUGCUGGAGCAGUUCCUGGGCGCGCUACCCCCCGAGAUCCAGGCCUGGGUGCAGGGCCAGAGGCCAGGCAGCCCCGAGGAGGCCGCAGCUCUGGUGGAAAGCCUGCAGCAGGACCCCGGGCAGCUGCUGGGCUGGAUCACAGCCCGUGUCCUGAAGCGAGCAGUGCUCCCUGCAGCACAGAAGGCAGAGGACUCACUGGGGCGUCUACACGCUUCAGAGAGAGUCCAGCGGCCGCAGGAUGCCCCGAUGGAGGUGGAGGGGUCUGCCCAGCUCAGCUGCAGCGUGAAGAAGGAGCCUGAUGCUGACGGGCAGGAGACGGCAUCCGGCAGUCCCCCACAUCCAGUCCAGUCCCAGGAGGGGCCAGUGGGACCUGGGGAACCAGACUCUGCCUCCUUCCACGCCCCCAGAAUGCAGGAGGAGUGGGGGCUGCUGGACCCGUCGCAGAAGGAGCUGUAUUGGGACGUGAUGCUGGAGAAGUACGGCUCCGUGGUCUCCCAGGGGUUGCCGCCUCCCCUGCCGGACUCGCGGGCCGAGUUGGAGUUGGAGCCGGGGUCGCCGAGUUCGGGGGCCGAGGGCCCGGGAAGCCUCCGCCCGGGAGCUGAGCGCGAGGGCCCGUCCGGGUCAGCCGCGUCGGGGCCGACCCCGGAGCCGGAGGCGCGCGGCAAGCGCUACACCUGCGAGCAGUGCGGCUGCGGCUUCGACUGGAAGUCGGUGUUCGUCAUCCACCACCGCGCGCACCGGGGCGGGCCGGGCGCCCCGAAGCCGCUGCAGGGGCCCCGCGAGCCGGGCGCCCCGCGCCCCCCCCGGCGCGCGCCCCCCGCCCGGAGCUACACGUGCGCCGAGUGCGGGCGCGGCUUCAGCUGGAAGUCGCAGCUCGUGAUCCACCGCAAGAGCCACGCCGCCCACCAGCGCCACGUGUGCGGGGACUGCGGCCGCGGCUUCGACUGGAAAUCCCAGCUGGUCAUCCACCGCCGAGGCCACCGGCCGCGGGACCCGUGAGGCGGGCGGAGGAGGCAGGAGCGGCCGCGUUUCCAGGAAGUUCCCUCCCGAAAGCCGCUCUCCCCUCCCUGACGGGGCGCCAAGGGGGCCUCCUGGCCCCCUCCUCCCGCCUGACUGAGGAGGCUGCCGGCCUCUCCUGCCCCUGGACCAGGGGACCCCGUGACGUGCUCAGCAGCCACCUCCCCUGUCCGGACCGCGGGGGGGCGGGGGGGGUCAUGCCCCCUGCGGCUGUGGGUCUCCCAUGAAUUCCCUUUAGGAGUCGGGCGGUUUCUGGAGCGACCCUGGCCUCUGGCCCUCUGGUCAGAUCAGCUCCUCCUCCCGCCUGGCAGCAGGGGAGGUCCGGGCUCCUGGUCCCGCCUUCCUUGCUCCCAGGCUGCCCGGCAUCUCCCGCCUUGUCCUUCAGCUCCUGAGCCCCAGUUUGAGCGGACACUAAGGGGACUUACUUUUUUAAAAACUGACUUUAAGAGAAGGGGAAGGAAAGGGAAACAUCAAGUGGCUGUUCCACUCGUGUGUGCAUUCGCUGGCCGGUUCCUCUGUGCCCUGGCCGGGCUCACAUCCAAACCUUGCCUUCAGGGACCACACUCCAGCCUACUGAGCUACGGGUCAGAGCAGGGACUUCUUUUAUUUCCUGUGACAAGCUUAUUUAUUUAUUGUUUAUCUCAUGUCAUGGAACAUAUUCGAUCUUGUUGUUUAAACUUUAAAGUUUUUUUUUUGGUCUAAAGUUUUACAUGUCUCCUUUUUCUCCAAUUGCCCUCCCCCCCCCCCCCCCGCGCCAUUCCCACCCGGGGCAAGCCUCCACCGCCCCAGUGUCUGUGCCCUUUGGUUGUGCUCAUAUGCAUGCAUACAAGUCCUUUGGUUGCUGUCUAACUCUCCUUCCCCUGCUAUUUGUCUCUGGAUCAAUGCUUGUUCAUCAGUUUAUGUUGAUCAUUAUAUUCCACAUAUGAAUGAGAUCAUGUGAUGUUUAUCUUUCUCCGACUGGCAUAUUUCACUUAGCACAAUGCUCUCCAGGUCCAGCAGGGCCUUCUUUAAGCGUGGGGAGGCAAGGACCUCUGAGGAAAGGCC